This is a messenger RNA of Arachis ipaensis, 1016 nucleotides long. RefSeq names its product Nucleic acid-binding, OB-fold-like protein. Lineage: Eukaryota; Viridiplantae; Streptophyta; Magnoliopsida; Fabales; Fabaceae. Gene Ontology annotation, molecular function: tRNA binding. The record is from RefSeq and is a predicted model, not a curated record.
GAACAACAUCAAAAAAUGAGCGACAGCAAAAAAUGGCGAAUGCGCUAAAGAGUGGUGGUGGAGCUGUUCUGCUCUCAUCACUCUCCUCCUUCUUCUCAGCUACAUCUUCAACUCACCGCUCCCUCAUUUCCAACGCCACGCGCUUCCGUCGCAACAAGUUCCCUCUUUUCUCCAUUUCUUCAUCAUCAUCAGUAACAAGAAGAUGGAGCAGAACCCCAUCUGGGUUCCCUUCAUUUUGCACACUUUCUUCUUCUUCCUCUUCUUCUGAAACAGUGGCGGAACCCACAACGGCAUCCAAUGAUGGUAAUGGUGAAGGCACUGAGAAGAACGACAAUAAUAGUGCUAAGGAUGCGGCGGGGUUACUUGAUAUAAGAGUUGGUCAAAUUGUGAAAGCGUGGAAGCAUGAAGAAGCUGAUUCUCUUUAUGUGGAAGAGGUUGAUAUUGGUGAGCCUGAACCCAGAAUCAUAUGUAGUGGUCUUGUCAACUAUGUCCCUCUUGAACAACUUCAGGGCAAAAAGGUUAUUGUUCUUUCAAAUCUGAAACCAAGGAAUAUGCGUGGUGUCAAGUCUUGUGGAAUGCUCAUGGCUGCUUCUGAUGCAAAGCAUGAGAAUGUUGAACUUCUGUUCCCUCCGGAGGAUGCAAUCCCUGGUGAAAGAAUAUGGUUCGGAUCAGAGGAUGAAAAGGAUAAUCAACCUGUUGCUGGCACUCCCAAUCAGAUUCAAAAGAAGAAGAUAUGGGAAACAGUGCAGCCUCAUCUAAAGACAGAUGAUUCUUGUGGAAUGCUGGGGGUGGAUAUCAUGCGUACAUCUGCAGGUUCAGUGGCAUGCCAAUCAUUGAAGAAUGCAAAUAUCUCCUAAUAAGGUUUGGGAAUUUCUUACUAUACACAGCUGAUAAUUUCAUUCAACAUAGCAUAGCUAUCUGCUAUGGAAGUAAAUCAAUCUUUUUUCUAGAACUAUGACAAAUUGAUGAUAUUACUGUUUUGAGAACUUGUAAUUGCAAAAUUAGUUUUUGUUUUA